Carassius auratus (goldfish) is the source of this 927-nucleotide messenger RNA. Its product is annotated as parathyroid hormone-like. The transcript has 3 exons. The record is from RefSeq and is a predicted model, not a curated record. The coding region runs from base 116 to 460 and encodes 114 amino acids. Gene Ontology annotation, cellular component: extracellular region. Gene Ontology annotation, biological process: intracellular calcium ion homeostasis. NCBI's taxonomy places the organism in Eukaryota, Metazoa, Chordata, Actinopteri, Cypriniformes, Cyprinidae. Gene Ontology annotation, molecular function: hormone activity.
GAUCAAUGGACACAAAGCUAUAUAAGGAGCUCACCCUGUGAACUGUGAACCAACUCUAAUGUGAACUGAUAGACUGAUGCACGAACUCCCGCGAUCUCUUACUUAAUACCCAGCAAUGGUUCCUAAAAUGGUUUCCAUCAAUCAUGGACUUUUGGAGAAAACAGUUGUACUUUUCUCCAUCUGCAUAUUAUUCUAUUCAACACAUGGAGAUAGCAAGCCACUGGGAAAAAGAGCUAUCAAUGAAGUCCAGUUUAUGCACAACCUCGGGGUGCAUAAACAUGUGGAACUGAGGCAAGACUGGCUUCAGAUGAAACUUCGGGAAAUCCACACGGCCUCAGAGAAGAAAAACGAAGAGAAAACAGGACUUCUUCCAGAUAUUAUUCCCAAUCUGAAGCAUCUAAAUCCAAGGGAAGCAGAGGAUAUCAUUGCAGUUUUGGAAAAACUUAUGAAUCCGUCGUAGAAACACAAUUCACGUGAACUCAGGGACUGAAGUCAAGCCAUUCUUUUCAGCCUUAAUUCUAUUAACAAUAUUUAUUUUUUUUCUAUACAAAAUUUAUUUAUAUUUUUAUGUUGUUUCCAUCAUUUUUAGCGGCUAAGCCGUGACAGCUCAAAGCUUUUUUAUGUAUUUAUUCGUUAUUUGAUCGUAACAUAGGCUAGAUCUAUUAACUGAACCCAGAAAAAAGUAAACGAGCAGUCGGACCAAAUAUUUGUUAAUUUUUUUUAAGACAAAAACUGUUAAAAAUGUCUUAAAUUUAUGAUGACAAUGAAAAAUAAAGAUUAAAAAAACUGUUCACUGUUGUGUUAAAUGUCUUACAUCGCGCACUUUAGUUUUAGGCUUGGUUAUUUAGGCAUAAAUUGAUCCUGCCCUUUAAAUUGAUUUAUACUUCCACUUUUUUUUUUUUGUAUUACUUAUGUAAUCAUUUUAAG